AAUGUAAAAAUUUAAUUUAAAAAGAUACGAAUAUUAUAUUUCAGAUGUGGCAAACACUCAUAGGAUGUUUAGUUAUAAGCAUUCAGACAACUCAAAGCUUGAGAUCUACUUCAGAUGAUUUUGGACUUGGAUCUGCAGUUCAGAGAACGUUGAGAAACAAGAGAUAUGCAGAACCAAAGGCCCCUGUGGUGUGUAAUCCUUGUGGAAAAAUUAAAAAAGAGGAGGAGGAUGAAUAUGAGGAGUCAGGAAACGAUUACAGUGAGGAUGAUUAUGAGUAUGAGGACAUUGAUACUUCAAAACUGGAUGAGAAGGGACAGAGAUUAGUUGGAGGGAGGGAUGUUACUGAGGACUCCUCUAAACCCUGGUUCUCUCAUAUAGAAAUUUCAGAUGCAUGGGAUGUUGGAACAUGUGGAGGAUCCUUGAUAAAUCGUAGAUUUAUAAUCACCGCGGCGCAUUGCUUCUGCAAACCACUACCAAAUGCAACAGCUGAGGGCCAGGGCACCUGCAGGAUGAGCGCGAAUGGAACUAUCGAAGUUAUGUACAUCACAAAAAUACGAGUUAGUUUUGCAGCAAUUAUCAGAACUCUGACCUUUGGUCCUCUCUCCAAAACCUACGAAGGGAGCAGAGUUAUCGUUCAUCCUAAAUUUUCCUUAGAAAAAUUUUUUGGUGCUAACGACAUUGCGUUGCUACAAAUUAAAGAGGAGGUCCAAUUCACAACUGGGCGUAAAGCUAUAAUGCCAAUCUGUCUACCUACCCCUGACACUGGUAAUGUAAGUAUGGGAUGGAUUAUAGGGAUGGGGACAGCCAGGGAUGCCAGGCUGACCGAUAAGUCAGGACCAGAGAAAUUUGAAAAGUGUAUGACACCGUGUAAGUUUGAUGAAAGUCCAGCAGUGAAGGACCCGGCCUGCCAGGAGUUUAACCAGCAGAUAGGGGACUCCAUCUGGGAGGAGGAAACAGUCAGGGCUUUAGUUGAGGUUGUACUGUACUACAAUGGAACAAACGAGACUUGCUGGAAUAAUAAUCAAGGAAAGUAUGGUUGGUGCGAAACAAAGGCGAAUGUUACUAGUAACGCAAAUUGGGGUUACUGUAACAAAGAAAAAAAAGUUCGAACAGAUCUACUGCAGCAGGCUAAUAUUCAAGUUCUAUCUAAAGAGGAGUGCUUGAAAUUACAAUCAAAGCAUGCAAAGUUUGAGCCAGACCUGGAAUUUUGCGCUGGAUUCAAAUAUUCGGUAAAAAAUAUUAGAUAUUUUCAAAAAAUUUCUGCAAACAAAAUUAAUCCUUAUCCAAAUACUGAAAUUUUUUUGGGCUCUGUGACCGAGUUAAAUGUAUAUUUGAACUGCUUGCCGCUUGUUUAAAUUUAAAUCACUGAU
Molecule: messenger RNA, 1370 nt
Organism: Eurytemora carolleeae
Lineage: Eukaryota; Metazoa; Arthropoda; Copepoda; Calanoida; Temoridae
Exons: 18
Coding region: 45-1355 (436 amino acids)
Biological process (GO): proteolysis
Molecular function (GO): serine-type endopeptidase activity
Source: RefSeq, a predicted model, not a curated record